This is a messenger RNA of Dichomitus squalens LYAD-421 SS1, 2607 nucleotides long. RefSeq names its product phenylalanine ammonia-lyase. Gene Ontology annotation, cellular component: cytoplasm. The record is from RefSeq and is a predicted model, not a curated record. Lineage: Eukaryota; Fungi; Basidiomycota; Agaricomycetes; Polyporales; Polyporaceae. Gene Ontology annotation, biological process: L-phenylalanine catabolic process. Gene Ontology annotation, molecular function: ammonia-lyase activity. The coding region runs from base 329 to 2452 and encodes 707 amino acids. The transcript has 4 exons.
GCCCAGCUUCCCUCUUCCCCUCUCCACUCAACGCUUCCCCCUGUUCUAUACUACCAUGCCUGGCUACGCCUUCACCAAGACUCACAACACCUACGACCCUCUUCUUCUCAAGAAGGCCGUCGUGCCCGCGCCCCAGCACACCGAGCCUGAGGGUCGGAAGGCUUCGCCGGCUGCUACCCUUCUCCGCAAAUUCAUCGAAGCCCAUCGUGCCUUGGAGUCCUACAAGUGGGUGCUUGCUCUUGAGUGUGGCGAAGCCUUUUCGUGCAGCCGCGAGCAGCUCGAAAGAUCUUCGUGACAUUACGUCGAGAGUUACGGCUUGGUGACCGAGAUGGCGCUGAAUACUGCCCAUUUUGGUAAUCUAUCCGCAUCUCUUGGAAGCUACUCCAAUACAAAGCGAUAUGUUGCUGAUCAUGACGCGCACAGGCAAGGACAACCUAUUGUCGUUGAUGGGGAAACGCUCUCCAUUGCCGCUGUAGCGGCCGUGGCGCGCUACAACGCCGGCGUGGUGCUCGACGAUUCGUCCGAGAUCCAGACUCGCGUCCUCAAAAGCCGCCAAGUCAUCGUCGACAAGGUCAACAGCCAGAAAAGCGUGUAUGGCGUCAGCACUGGCUUCGGCGGAAGUGCCGACACGAGAACGAGCGACCCUCUCACGCUCGGUCUCGCGCUCUUCCAGCACCAGCAAUGUGGAGUGUUGCCCUCCGAUACCGUCUCGGCCCCCGUUGCAUUGCCGCUGCUGGACCCUUUGACUUCGACGAGCAUGCCAGAGGCCUGGGUCCGGGGUGCCAUACUCAUCCGCAUGAACUCCCUCAUCCGAGGGCACUCGGGCGUUCGGUGGGAACUCAUUGAGCGCAUGGGCGCGCUCCUCCGCGAGAACAUCGUCCCACUUGUCCCACUCCGGGGGAGUAUCUCUGCAUCGGGAGAUCUGUCCCCGCUCUCGUACAUCGCAGGGCUGCUUAUUGGAAACCCUUCCAUCCGUUGCUUUGAUGGCCCCUCGACCUUCCGCGGGCGCAGGAUCGUGUCCUCUCGCGAGGCACUGGCGGCUCACAACAUCGAGCCCAUCUCCUUGGCUUCGAAGGAGCACCUUGGUAUCCUGAAUGGUACUGCAUUCUCCGCUUCCGUUGGUGCGCUCGCUAUCCAAGAGGCCGUUCACCUCUCGCUGCUCGCCCAAGUGUGCACUGCGAUGUGCACCGAGGCGAUGCUUGGGGCGAGCGGGUCGUUCGCGCCGUUCAUUCACGCCGUCGCGCGUCCGCAUCCCGGUCAGGUCGAAGUCGCGGAGACGAUCACCGAGCUCCUUGAUGGUUCGCAUUUCGCAGUAACCGCUGAGGAGGAAAAGCACAUCUCCGCCGAUAUCGGAGAGCUGCGCCAGGACAGGUACCCUCUGCGCACGUCUGCGCAGUUCUUGGGUCCCCAAGUGGAGGACAUCCUGUCUGCGUUCGCUGCGGUCACGAUCGAGUGCAACUCCACUACCGACAAUCCGCUCAUUGACGGCGAGACCGGGGAAGUACACCACGGCGGAAACUUCCAGGCCAUGUCGGUCACCAAUGCAAUGGAGAAGACGCGGCUCGCCCUGCACCACAUCGGCAAGCUGCUCUUCGCGCAGUGCACCGAGCUCAUCAACCCGGCGAUGAACCGUGGGUUGCCGCCGAACCUCGCUGCGACGGAUCCCUCCCACAACUACUUCGCCAAGGGCAUCGACAUCCACGCUGCGGCAUACGUUGGCGAGCUUGGGUACCUCGCCAACCCCGUCUCGACGCACGUUCAGUCGGCGGAGAUGCAUAACCAGGCAGUCAACUCUCUCGCGCUUAUUUCUGCACGAGCGACGCUCAACUCCCUCGAGGUGCUCUCGCUCCUCAUGUCGAGCUACCUAUACGCGCUCUGCCAGGCCCUCGACCUCCGCGCGCUGCAGCACGAGUUCCAGCUCGAGGUCGACGACAUCCUCCGCGAGCAGCUCCAGGCCUCCUUCGGCCAGCACCUGUCGGACGCCGACUUCGACUCCAUCUUCGGAGUGCUCUCCCGCCAGAUCCGCCGCUCGCUCGAGUCGACGAGCACCAUGGACGCCACCGCCCGUAUGCGCGCCGUCGCGGCGUCGACCACGACGCCCCUCGUCGACUUUCUUACGCAGCAGGACGGGUCCCACGCGCUCGCAGGGAUCGUCUCUUUCCGCGCGCAGCUCGCGGAGCGCCUCACCGCCUCGCUCGUGCGCCUGCGGAAGGAGUACUUGAGCGGCGCGAAGGGCUCGGCGCCCGCUGCGGCGUACCUGGGCAAGUCGCGCGGGGUGUACGAGUUCAUCCGCACGACGCUCGGCAUCCGCAUGCAUGGCGUGGAGAACGCGCACGACUUCAAGGAGGGCCCUGGGGUGGAGGAUCAGACGAUCGGUCAGGACAUCUCGCUCAUCCACGAGGCGAUCCGGGACGGGAAGAUGCAGGACGUCGUAGUUGGCUUAUUCGCUUGAGGGGCUCAGGGAUCGGAUAGAUUGCUGUACUGGUUUCUUGCAUAGUUGACAUGUCUUGUAAUGCCGUAGCAAGCUGUACCUGUACCAAUACCAAUAGACCUAGACUGUAGAUUCCGAUGCAUUUCACUCCAUAUCACAUAACCUUUACAACUCGU